Anopheles gambiae (African malaria mosquito) is the source of this 620-nucleotide messenger RNA. RefSeq lists its product as uncharacterized. Gene Ontology annotation, biological process: mitochondrial respiratory chain complex IV assembly; mitochondrial respiratory chain complex I assembly. Gene Ontology annotation, cellular component: mitochondrial inner membrane. The transcript is spliced from 2 exons. Lineage: Eukaryota; Metazoa; Arthropoda; Insecta; Diptera; Culicidae. The record is from RefSeq and is a predicted model, not a curated record. The coding region runs from base 116 to 520 and encodes 134 amino acids.
AUGAUCGGAUGUAAACAAUAACAUCGCCGGAUCGCGUUGCACUCCGUUGCCGGUUUUUCUGCUUUGCUGCACGUAAAGAAGAAAAACGAGUGAAUUGUGGGAAGCUGCCGACAAUAUGGUAUCCUUAAAAACGCUCACCAAAACCGCUACGUACAUAGCGAUCGGUGGGAUUACUUGUGCGAUGAUAAUGAAGGUGAAGCUGGAGGACAAAAUACGCAGCCAGCCGUACUACAAAGAAUCGCUCAAACUGCUCCGAGCUCAUCCGGGUGCGGUACAACUGCUCGGCGAGCCGAUCAAGGAUCUAAGCUUCGAUUACGGAGAGGAAAGCAGAAAGUUCGGCGGCGGCAGAAUCGAUAGCUUUGCUGUACCGGUGAGGGGACCAAAAACCCGCGGCAAGUACUACUUCUGGGCGGAAAUGCAGGACGAACGGUGGGUGAUAAGGCGGGCAGAGCUGGAGCUGAAAAACGAACCGGACCGGCGGUUGUUGAUAAGGGCGGAAGAGAGUCAAGCCAAGGAGUAGGGUUCGUUCGUUAAGGUAGUUUCGUAAGUAGAGAAAGCAUUCAAUCGUUGUUGUUAGUAGAGCUAAUAAAUAGUAGAAACCGAUAUCACUAAAUAACGAA